AUGGAUACGAGUCUACUUGACAGUCUCCUCGAUAUUGAAGAGCAAUUCUACAAUGAAGGCUAUAAUCUGGGCAUGACCGACGGAGCCGCAGCGGGCUAUACCGAAGGCAGUGUCUUUGCGGUCGAGAAGGGCUACGAGAAAUUUGUGGAGAUGGGCCGCUUGUAUGGCAAAGCCCUCGUCUGGUCUCAAAGGCUAGCUGAUUCCAAUGCACCUGAGAUAUCUACACAGGCAGUGGCCGAGGCCGAGAGUCUUUCUCUCGACCCGUCAAUCUGCAACAUCAUGGCCAAGCUUCCAGCUCACAGCGCACGGUUGACCAAGAAUCUUUCUACGCUGUUGGAACUGUCUGAUCCCGCUUCCUUGGACAUGAAUAAUACCGAAGAAGCCGUCAACGACGUGGAUGAGCGUUUGAAAGGCGCUGCAGUCAAAGCCAAGCUCAUUCAACGUGCCAUGGGAGAAAGUGAAGAGCCCUUGGACGCUCAAUCCGUCGCAACGGAUGUCCAAAAGCCUGGCGAUGGCACAGGCAGCAUCGAAGACAUUAGCUCACUGAGUAUUCGUCACUGA
Penicillium diatomitis is the source of this 561-nucleotide messenger RNA. RefSeq lists its product as uncharacterized. The record is from RefSeq and is a predicted model, not a curated record. The coding region runs from base 1 to 561 and encodes 186 amino acids. Lineage: Eukaryota; Fungi; Ascomycota; Eurotiomycetes; Eurotiales; Aspergillaceae. The transcript has a single exon.